Molecule: messenger RNA, 8514 nt
Organism: Pseudoliparis swirei
Lineage: Eukaryota; Metazoa; Chordata; Actinopteri; Perciformes; Liparidae
Product: nuclear receptor coactivator 3-like
Exons: 23
Coding region: 299-4963 (1554 amino acids)
Biological process (GO): positive regulation of transcription by RNA polymerase II; cellular response to hormone stimulus
Cellular component (GO): nucleus
Molecular function (GO): protein dimerization activity; nuclear receptor binding
Source: RefSeq, a predicted model, not a curated record
UCCAACCCUAGCGAACUCCGUUACCCAGCAGCCCCCGCGACGCCCCAACUUACAGAACUGGCUUCUUGGGUUUCGGGAGUGUUUCCCAUUUAAACAAACAGUGCCGAAGAUGGCGGAGAGUUUAAUGGUGUAAAGAAGAACUGGUAUCGAUCCCCCGGCAGAGCGACACGUCCGCAAGAAUCCAUUGACCAGCCCACAUAGGACCACACCACCCCUCCUAGAGAGAGAGAGAAAGGGGGGGGGGAUCUGAUCGUCCAUCAUCUCGGGCGCCGUCACAAGGUGCUGCUAUGUGUACACGAUGAGCGGAUUGGGGGAGAACUCCAUGGAGCCUCUGAGCUCAGAAAACCGGAAACGCAAGCUCUCCACUUGUGACACGCCCAGUCUGGGGUGUGAGAGGAAGCGACGGGAGCAGGAGAGCAAAUACAUCGAGGAGCUGGCGGAGCUGAUCUCCGCCAACCUCGGAGACAUCGACAGCUUCAACGUCAAACCCGACAAAUGUGCCAUCCUCAAAGAGACGGUGCGGCAGAUCCGCCAGAUCAAAGAGCAGGGGAAAGCUUCAUCCAACGACGACGACGUCCAGAAGUCAGACGUGUCCUCGACGGGUCAGGGGGUCAUCGACAAGGACCACCUGGGGCCCCUCCUCCUGCAGGCUCUGGACGGCUUCCUGUUCGUGGUGAACCGGGAGGGCAGCAUCGUCUUUGUGUCGGACAACGUGACGCAGUACCUGCAGUACAAACAGGAGGAGCUCAUCAACACCAGCGUGUACAAUAUUCUCCAUGAGGACGACAGGGAGGAGUUCCACAAGAACCUGCCCAAGACCAACAUAAAUGGAGCGUCGUGGGGGAGCGAGGCGGCCCGACAGAAGAGUCACACCUUCACUUGCCGGAUGCUGGUCAAGUUUGGCCACGCCCACGGUCCCAUGGAGGAGGGGCCAGGAGGGCCACACUACGAGACCAUGCAGUGUUUUGCUCUUACCCAGCCCAAAGCCAUGAUCGAGGAGGGGGAAGACCUGCAGUCAUGCAUGAUCUGUGUGGCCCGCCGGGUCACCGCCGUGGAGAGGACGGAGAGUUUCAACACCCGGCACGAGCUCUCAGGUAAACUGAUCCAGAUCGACCAGAACUCCCUGCGGGCGUCGAUGCGUCCGGGCUGGGAGGAUUUGUUGAGGCGUUGCAUUCAGAUGUUCAUUCAGCACAGCGACGGGCAGCCCUGGUCACACAAACGCCACUACCAUGAGGCCUUCCUGCAGGGUCACGCCGAGACGCCCUUGUACCGCUUCUCCCUGUCCGACGGCACUCCGGUCACGGCGCAGACCAAGAGCAAGCUGUACCGCCACCCCAUGAGCAACGAGCCGCAGGGCUUCAUCUCCACUCAUCUGCUCCAGAGGGAACCGAACGGCUACCGCUCGGCUCAGGGUGGGAGCAUGGUGCCGAACGCCACGAGACAACAAGGCAUGGGAGGCCCCAACCCGAAUGCCCAAAUGAACAUGAACACCGGUGGGGGGAUGGGCAUGGGCGCCAUGAGCAGGGGCUACGGCAUGAACGAGCAGGGCCACUUGGGUCACAUGGCCCCGAUGGGAGGCGGCUCUAUGUACAGUGGGAGCGGCGGAGGAGGCGGAGGCGGAGGCGGAGGCAACCGCAUGAUGCAGAUGAAUCAGAUGGGACCGAUGAAUCAGGUGGGCCACAUGAAUCCGAUAGGCCCCAUGAAUCACCCGGGCCAAGGCAUGCCGCAGCACCCGCAGCAGCACCCACAGCAGCACCCGCAGCAGCAGCACCCACAGCAGCAGCACCCGCAGCACCCGCAGCAGCACCCACAGCAGCACCCACAGCAGCAGCACCCACAGCAGCACCCACAGCAGCCCCCGUUUCAGAGCAGCGGAGGGUUUGGGCUGAGUGGCAUGAACAGCCCUUCAGGAAGCCCCAGAAUGGGGGGCCCCCAGCAGGGACUCCUGAUGUCACCCCGGAACCGAGGGAGCCCGAAGAUGGGCGCCAACCAGUUCUCGCCUGGAGGCAUUCACUCUCCCAUGAGUGGCAUUGUGAGCGGUGGAGGAAGUGGGGGGAGCACCACCACCUUCUCCAGCAGCUCCCUAAACGCCCUGCAAGCGAUCAGCGAAGGAGUCGGCAGCUCCCUCCCCUUGACGCUGACGUCGCCCUCGCCGGCCCACAAGACAGACAGCUCUCCCAGCGUCCACACCUCCUCCUCCUCCUCCUUCUCCUCCUCCUCCUCCUCUCAGCCCAGUCAGACGGCCAAACCGGGCCAAGAUGGCUCCAAAAGCCCGGCGGGAGGCUUGGGGCCGGGGCCCGGUGACCAUCACCACCCCGUGCACCAUCACCACCAUCAUCAGCAUCCCCAGGCUGAGAGCUCAGGAGACCGACCGGACAGCCAGGCUGCUACGGCAACAAAAGAGUCCGGCGAGGGAAGCAAUGAGGCCGGGGUGGCGAGCUCUGAAGCCCCUCGGCGGGUGCCGGACAGUAAGGGGCAUAAGAAGUUGCUGCAGUUGCUGACCUCCCCGACGGAGGAGCUGGGAACAGGUGGCAGCGGGCCAUCGGGGCCCCCCGCGCCACCCCCGGCAACCAGCAGCGGCACUCCGGCAGGCUCAGACACGAAGGACCCCGCCGGAGGCAUGACGAGCCCCUCGUCCACCGGCGUGUCCUCCUCUUCCUCAGCCGGUGCCAAUCCAGGCCAGGCCGGUGGUCCGGGGGGCGCGUCGACGCUGCUCUCGUCAGCCCACUACACGGGCUCGCUGCAGGAGAAGCACAAGAUCCUCCACAAGCUCCUUCAAAAUGGGAACACCCCAGACGAUGUAGCUAAGAUCACGGCGGAGGCGACGGGAAAGGUGACGCUCGGGGGCCAGGAGGGCGGCGAAGCCGGGGCCGGGGGAGCGGGGAGCGGGCCCGGGUCGGUCACGGAGCCCAAGCAGGAGCAGCACAGUCCCAAAAAGGAGAAGACCCACGCCCUCCUCCACUACCUCCUCAACAAGGACGAUUCCAAAGAGCUGGUGGACGUCAAGCCGAAACUGGAAGAGCUCGACGGGAAGGGAGCCGCCGGGGCCGCAGGCGGUCCGGCUCGGCCCGGCCCUGCAGCCGAACAUCCUGAGAGCAAGAUCAAGUCGGAGCCACCGGACGACCUCCACAACCUCGAAUCUAUCCUCGGAGACUUGAGGGGUUCGAGCUCUGACUUUUACCCGGAUCAGGCUGGAGGGGCUAACGACGCCGGGAGCAAACCCCAGGGUUGCCUUGACGACAGCCUGCAGGCGAGUCCAGGAAUGGGUCCGGGGCCUCGGGGGCCCUUCCAGAGGGCCGUGUCCAUGGACGGGAAGCCUCCUGUCGGGCCUGUAGGAGCGGGCCGCCGCCCCAUGCUCAUCAAGCAGGAGAACAUGAUGGGCAGCCCGGACGGAUACCCGGGAAACACGGGACCGAUGAACAGGGGGGGCAUGGUUCCCCAGAGGUCUCCCACGGGCGGUUCCGGGGACUGGGGCAUGACCCGCUCCAGCACCAGCCCAGUGGGCUCGGCGGGACACCCCUCCAUGAUGCGCCCGGGCACGGAGUCCAGCAAGGGCGCGAUGUCGGGGCCCGCGGUCGGCCGCUCCAACAGCGUGCCGGGCACCAGGUCCAUGCUGCAGCAGCAGCUCAUGGACAUAGGAGGCUCUGCUGACAUGAGCCCCUGCAGCCAGCAGGGCCAUCCCAGCCAGGCCCCCCCCUCCUGGCCGGACACGAUAAUGGGCAUGGAGGGUAACAGGCGCCAGUUUGGCAACACCCUGGAUGAUCUUUUGGUGCCCCCCACCACCAGCGAGGGUCAGAGCGACGAGCGGGCGCUUCUGGACCAGCUGGACUCUCUGCUGAACAACACGGACGGCAUCGCUCUGGAGGAGAUCGACCGAGCCCUGGGCAUCCCGGACCUCGUCAGCCAGAACCAGGGAGGUGAGCAGCAGAUGGAGCCGUUUCCAGGACAGGACCCGUCCAUGGUGCUGGACCAGAAGCCGCUCUACGGACAGGGCUACCCCGGAUCCCCCUCCAUGCCAUUGCAGUCCGGCUACGGAGGGAACCCCAUGCAGGGGCAGGCCCAGCAAGGGGGGUUUGGGCCCAUGCUGUCUCAGAUGGGCCACGGCGGCAGCUUCCCCAGUAUGGGUGGCAUGGGCGCCAUGGGUCACCCUCGCGGCAACAUGAUGAGGCCCAGGAUACUGGCCGCCAACAAACCCAUGAGGCUCCAGCUGCAACAGAGGCUGCAGGGACAGCAGUUCAUGAAUCAGACGCGGCAGGGCAUGGGCAUGAAGAUGGAGAACCCGGGAGGCAACCCUGGCAUGAGGCCCGGCAUGCAGCCCGGCAUGGGAGGACAGCCGGGCUUCCUCAACGCUCAGAUCAUGGCUCAGCGCAGCAGGGAGAUGGUCACCAUGCAGAUGAGGAGGCAGCGCAUGAUGAUGCUGAUGCAGCAGCAGCAGCAGCAGGCGGCGGCGGCCGCUGCAGCCGCCGGGGGAUUCAGUCCCCCGCCCAACGUCACGGCUCCUGGUGGCAUGGAGAACCCCACGGGGGGCCCGAACAUGGGCCAGCCGAGCCCCCAGCAGUUCGGCUAUGGCGGGAACUAUGGGAUGGCGCAGCAGGGAGACCCCUCGUUCGGCCCGUCCGGCGGCAGUCCUCCCAGCACCAUGAUGCCCGGCCGACUGGGGCCUCAGAACCCCAUGAUGCAACAGCAUCCGCAAGGCGGUCCCAUGUACCAGGGGGCAGAAAUGAAGGGCUGGUCGCAGGCAGGCAUGGGACGCAACAGUUCGUACCCUCAGCAGCAGUUCGGGCAGCAGGGACCUCCGGGGCAGCAGCAGGGGAAUCCAGGCCAGUACGGGGGCAUGAUGAUGAACGGGGGCAUGCCAGCCAGCGGAGGAGGAGGUCACAUGGGCCAAAUGGGAGGGCAGAUGGGCAUGAACCCAAUGGUGAUGGGGCGCAUGCAGAUGGGGCCUGAUCAAAAAUACUGCUAAACAUCGUGACGGAAGCAUUCGUCUCACUGUGAUCUCCAUUCAUAGAGAGGACCCGGCUGUAGCACUGACUGAGUGUGUGUGUGCGUGUGUGUGUGUCUGUCCCACCGUCACAUCGUCGAGUGUUUGCAGACGUUUUGAGCCCUUUAUGAACCCUUUCCGUAAGUCGCCAUUAGAUGCCGACUUUGCCUAAUGGAAAUUAUUUGCAAUGUGACGUUAAAUACGCAGUUACUGACGGAAGCCUGAAGACGUUAAAAAAACAGUAAACAAAGAGGACGGCACGUGGGUGUUCAGCCUGAUAAAUUUAAACAUUAAGGAUUCAUGAUGGAACAUAAAAACAUAUGAAAUAAGAGAAAUGCAACCAGAAAUUAUAUAUAUAUAUAUAUAUAUUGAUAUAUAUAUUUAUAUAUAUAUUUAUAUAUAUUUAUUUAUAUAUAUAUUUAUUUAUAUAUAAAUAUAUAAUUAUCUUUUUACGCAGAUUUAUUCAUCAAAUAUUUUAUUUUAUUAUUGAAGCUGUUUUGACAAAGAAAUUAGUAAAUAGAUUAUUUGAAAUGACGUCUCAUCUUGUGAGGAAAGAGCCUCGAGGACCUUUAAAUCAAUUUAUAAAAUAAAUAGCCACAACUGUACAUAAUACCUUUUUAUGCAGUUAUGGUCACGUGUGUAGCAGCAAAAUGCCGUCACGUUCACACUCUCACCGUCUCUCACACUCACCCAGGUGACCUCAGUGAGUCCCUGAGGGUUCAAGGGUUGAGGGUUUAGGGGGGUCACUGGGAUUGGGACUGGGCCCACGUGUAGUGCUGCACUCCCAACAGAUGGGGGAGUCAACCUCCUUUGAACUCACUGCCAGUGAUGACAGUCUGGCGACCUGAACAGACUGUCGAACACAUGUAAACACGCAGAUAAAAUCAGAAACACUGACACAUUCAACAUCCUAAAACGGUGAGAUAGACACAGCUGUGUGUGUGUGUGUGUGUGUGUGUGUGUGUGUGUGUGUGUGUGUGUGUGUGUGUGUGUGUGUGUGUGUGUGUGUGUGUGUGUGUGUGUGUGUGUGUGUGUGUGUGUGUGUGUGUGUGUGUGUCACACGCAGCCAAACAGUGAAGGCGGACAGACCCCUCCAGUGGAUCACAGACUUGAACGCGGACGAACGUGUGAAGACGCCCUCUCGUCUGUCGAAUGUACCAUGAAGCUCGUCUUCAGAUUUAAAAUGUGAGAGAUUCCUCUUCUUUUGUUUCUGAACUCCGUGGGAGUUUUUUUUUUUUAAUCAUUAUUGAUAUAUGAUUUGGAUCCUGGAGGAUUGUAAAGUAAACGCGGCUCUGUCGACGCCGAGCCAUCCCAAUGUGACACUCGGGUGAAUGUCAUGAAGCGGCAGCACAUCGUCUCCUCCUCCGGGACGCCGGCGGGCUGAAGGACGAUGGACUUACUUGUUGGCUGAUUGCACUUUAAGGAAAGGCCAACAUCAAAAGGAUUGUGGCAAUAUAGAGGCCGUUACCCAAUAAUUAAUCCAUAGCAGCUGUUUGUUUUAUUUUAUGUGUGUGUGUGUGUGUGUUCGUGUUCUCCAACUUUUCCACGCCGGGUAACAGGGGGGAGGGGCUGUUAAUUGGAAAUGGGGGAUGAUCUUUGUUCUAAAGUGGGAACCAGUAGAAAGGCAGUAAGCACAGAUUUUAUCCGACGCUCUCGUCUCCAGCGGUACUGAUUUAUAACAACAAAGAGGGAAAAAAACGUUUUUAAAGUGGUUUUAAGAAACGUUCUCUUCUAUUUAAUGUCGAGAGGCGCCGCUUAUAUUUAUACAGAUUCCUUAACGCGAUCAUUUUUAUCAUUCCAGAGGUUCAUUCAUUUUUUUUUUCCGAUAUUUUUGGGGUUACCUCGCAAACCGAUCCGCAGUGUUACGACAAGUGCAGGAAUAGAAUGGAUUGCCAAUUGUGAAGUUGUGUCGGUUUCCUUGAGCUCCCACUGUAAGAGAAAGUGGAUGUUAGAUUUCUAGCAAUAAUCGUUCCUCCUGGUUUUUCCGGCGAGGACAAAAAGCUGAAGUAUGAUUCAGUGGAAUCGAGGGCACUGCAGUAUUAAACGUUAUGCCUCCUCUUUCUUCUUUUGUUUGUGAAUAUGAAUUGUAAAUACGCUUCAAAUGUACUAUAUAUAAAUAUAUAUAUGCUUUUGUAGGUCACAUACUGUUUUUGCACAGAUUGUAAGGCUUGAUAUUUAAACGUGUCAUUUUUCUUAAUCCGUCAUAGGUCAGCUUUUAUUUUCAAUACUUUAACCAUCGGUUGGAAAGGAAGGGGCCUCCUUUUUGUACUCAGUAGAUUUUCUUUCAAACUGUAGCUUUCUUCCCUUAGAAAGCAACCUUUAUUUUAUUUUUUUCGAGGACAUAGUCUUAGCUUAAGAGGUGCUAGUGCGUAAUUCUCCUUUUUUCUUCUUCUUCCCUUUCUAAAUAAAUUAUUUCUUCUUUUGACAAAAAAAAGAAAAGAGAAAAACCUUGCGUGAUACGCCCUCGACAAAAAAAAAGAAAGAGUGGACACAUGAUUGUGUUAUGGGCUCCUAGGGGCCCAGAUGUCUUGCCAGUAUAUGUGGGGGUUGAUGUUUUCUGAAGCGGACCUCAUGCUUCCAUGUGCGACUUGUACGUUUCACUGAGAUUUCUGCGCUUUAAAAAAAAAACAUUUUUGCAGAUGCCAUCGCUUUUUUUUUUUGGGCCUCGGGUGCCUUUUAAAAAAUCCAUAAAUCCUUCUUUUUUUUUGCUUCGUUCACAGACGGUUUAAUCCUGACGGAAACAACACAUGAAGUAGUUUGAAUCCCUGAUUACCUGUCAACUUAUCGACAGGUGACUUCUCUUCUUUUAUUUUUUCGACAUUCAAGUUUGCCUUUAUUUUCAUUGUAUUUCCUGUGAAGCUUUUGUUGAGAAAUCAACUUUUUUUUUUUUUUUAACACACGCUCAAUCCAAAGAUUUUUGUUUGUCACAUUCUGCAGUGCUUAGAAACAUGUUCCUGACGUAGAUCGUGCGAGUACUCGCGUGUGCUUUUUACUGUCGCACAUAACCUAUAAUAUACAUUGAACUAAAUAUGUUUGAUCGCAUAUAUUAUAUCCCUAUCCGUCUGACAUAGAGUAGAGACGAGUCUGGUUCUGCUGAGGUGGUUUGAGUUUUCGUUGGUGAUCGUUUCUUCUCUGUAGAACUUAGAGCCGGUCGAAUUGUGGUGCUGCAAACGGUGAAGUCACCGCAGAAUGUGGAGAAGCGACAGAAGAGGUUUCAUCGUUACGGCUCGGAAGGAUAGCCUGGAGUCGUCGUUGUUUUUGUUGUUUUGUUUUUUUGUUUUACCCCAGUGUCAAUGAAGAAUAUGAAAUCUACAAAUGUCAAAAAAAUCUCUCUAUAUAUAUGUGUCUGUGUUUUUUGCUUUAAAAGAAUGAAACUCCUCUCGGUGCAUCUUUUCUGGAGCUAAAGAAAAGAGAAAGCGCAUCUGGGAAACAUACAGUCAUUAUUACAGGAUGUAAAAUACUAUUGCAUUUUUUUCUUACCUUGUUUUCUUGAUGUUAAUAUCGAUGUAAAUACAAAUUUAUAUUUAAACAUU